Molecule: messenger RNA, 370 nt
Organism: Ostreobium quekettii
Lineage: Eukaryota; Viridiplantae; Chlorophyta; Ulvophyceae; Bryopsidales; Ostreobiaceae
Source: the annotation of a GenBank genome assembly
AUGGCCGCUCCGCUGGCGGCCCUCCGGGGACUGUUCAGUGAGGCUUACCCUCCGGAGGUCCCCGCGCCGGUGUCCGAAGACAGUGCGGAAAAUGAAGAGCAGCAAACGGCAUCUGGAGAGAAUAAGGAACCAAACAUUCCGCCCCAAAGCCACGCGAAAGAGGGACUGGAAGCAGACGACAAACAGGAUGCGGAUGAGCCCGAGGCGCGUCUUGCGUCUGAGGCCAGUCACUACAAUGAGAGGAUUUUGAAAAUCACUGAGGAGUACAGUGAGAAGGUAUCCAGCAAAAAUGAAGUCCAGCAGUAUUUGGAAGAGGCGCAGCGAACAGCGAUGGAGCAGGAGGCAUCGAUUCUGGCCAAAGCCGAUGAAG